Molecule: messenger RNA, 1517 nt
Organism: Echinops telfairi (small Madagascar hedgehog)
Lineage: Eukaryota; Metazoa; Chordata; Mammalia; Afrosoricida; Tenrecidae
Gene: RAD51
Product: RAD51 recombinase
Exons: 8
Coding region: 11-916 (301 amino acids)
Biological process (GO): chromosome organization involved in meiotic cell cycle; DNA recombinase assembly; mitotic recombination
Cellular component (GO): condensed nuclear chromosome
Molecular function (GO): single-stranded DNA binding; DNA strand exchange activity; ATP hydrolysis activity
Source: RefSeq, a predicted model, not a curated record
ACACUGCGUAAUGGCUAUGCAGAUGCAACUUGAAGCAAAUGCAGAUACUUCAGUGGAAGAAGAAAGCUUUGGCCCACAACCUAUUUCACGGUUAGAGCAAUGUGGCAUAAAUGCCAACGAUGUCAAAAAGCUGGAAGAAGCUGGAUUCCAUACUGUUGAGGCUGUUGCUUAUGCACCAAAGAAAGAGCUAAUAAAUAUUAAAGGGAUUAGUGAAGCCAAAGCUGAUAAAAUUCUGGUACGUGGAAUUGAAACUGGAUCCAUCACAGAGAUGUUUGGAGAAUUUCGAACUGGGAAGACCCAGAUCUGUCAUACACUGGCUGUAACAUGUCAGCUUCCUAUUGACCGGGGUGGAGGUGAAGGAAAGGCUAUGUACAUUGACACGGAGGGCACUUUUAGGCCAGAACGACUGCUAGCAGUGGCGGAGAGAUAUGGCCUCUCUGGCAGUGAUGUCCUGGAUAAUGUUGCAUAUGCGCGAGGGUUCAACACAGACCACCAGACCCAGCUCCUUUAUCAAGCCUCAGCCAUGAUGGUGGAGUCCAGGUACGCACUACUGAUUGUAGACAGUGCCACGGCCCUCUACAGAACAGACUACUCUGGUCGAGGCGAACUGUCAGCCAGGCAGAUGCACCUGGCCAGGUUUCUGCGGAUGCUUUUACGACUUGCUGAUGAGUUUGGUGUAGCAGUGGUAAUCACUAACCAGGUGGUAGCCCAAGUGGAUGGAGCAGCCAUGUUUGCUGCGGAUCCCAAAAAACCUAUUGGAGGAAACAUCAUUGCCCAUGCCUCAACAACCAGACUGUACCUGAGGAAAGGAAGAGGAGAAACCAGAAUCUGCAAAAUCUAUGACUCUCCGUGUCUUCCUGAAGCCGAAGCGAUGUUUGCCAUCAAUGCGGACGGAGUGGGAGACGCCAAAGACUGAGUCCGUGGGUUUGUACCUGUUGUAAACCUACGUGCUGCAAUCUAGCGGAGAGGACUGCUCCCUGGGGUUCUUCACGAGCCUCUUCCUGUUGUGACUGCCGGGAAAAGUAUUCUGGGAAAACAGCUAUUGUAUUUUUCUGUCGGUGUAAACAGGAUGCAGGUCAGUAGUCACAAGUGAAUCUGAAAUGUUGGUUCUUCUGAAGUAUGUUAAUCUAUGUGAUUUCUUUGGUUUGUAGAGAUGAGCUGGGGAACACCUUGAUAAGUGCCUUGGGGCUUGACUAACAGCUACUGGACAAACACGUCGUAUAUUUUCAAGAGCUAAAGCUGGGGAGGUAGUCUGUGUCUGAUGAUGAAAUACGUUGCGUUCGCUAGGUCUCCUCACGGCUUCUUUCUCUCCUGUCAAUCUGUAAACAGGUGUUUACAUUUGUGAGUCUGGACUGUUUGGGGUUAAGGAAUGCUGAGUAGGCCUGCCAGGCCACUAGCACUUCACUCUAUGCUUGGGUAUUUGCUGCUACCGGUGCAAGCUAGUUCUGAGAUAUUAGCAUUUCAGAUUAAGUAAGCAUUUUCAGUGUGAAACUGGUAAUAAAAUAGUUUUACUUAUA